UAAAUUGAACUAGAAAUAAUUUUUUUGUUUACCUUUUGCCUUUAAAUCAAAGCAUCUUCGAUAACAAUAUGAACGUACCUGAUCCAUCGCGUGAUAUUCCAUAUCUUUUUCAUACAUGUAUGUUACAAAUCGCUACUGAAUUCAAAUCUAAUCAAAGUCAACGAAAAUUUGAUCUCUGUAACCAACUAGCAGCCAUUAUUCAAGAGUCAGAUAAAUCUCUGCUCUCUCAAAUACAACCAUGUUCACCCUCCAUAUCAACAUCAUCAACAUCCUCUUCAUCAACAUCUACCGAAGUAUCGGCAGCUAAUUGGUUACCCUUGCUUACAUCAGGGUUGUACGAUAUUUUUACCAGUCGCCUUGAUAAACAGAACCGUGAUUCAGGUUUUUAUUUGAUUGCUGCUCUUAACGAAGUAUUCCCCCGUUUCAAUUGGAUGACCAUAGGAACUGAAGGUGUUACUGAUACUCAUUGUAAAAAUUUUUUCCCACUCAUUGGUCGUUUGGUUUGUAUUGAAAUUUGUAUCGAACUACGAAAAGAUGAAGCCAUUGAUGAACAUUUGUUGAACGCGUGUCUCAUGAUAUUUGAAACCUUUAUCGAUACCCUUUGCACUGAAGAAAAAUUAUCACAACCAGCUUCAAGAUUAUCGCCUGAUUCAAUUGUCAAUUUGUAUAAUGCACUUCGAGAAACCAUUUUAACCGUCAUUGAUUAUGUAAAGAAUAUAAUUUACGACUGGGAAAGUGUCCAAUCAAAUGAAAAGAACUUCUCAAUAGUCAUGGCCUGUGUACGAGUUAUCUGUUUCUGGUCCUUGGAGGACUUUAAAGGAAUCGAGGAUAAAGUCACAGAUUUGAUUCCCUUCUUUAAUCAACUUUUGAAGGAUGAAAAAAGUGCCAAACUGGUAGGACAUUUCAUUUUGGCUUCGUUUGAAGAGCUGUUCGAUGGAGAGGAAACGCAAAACGUACAAACAACACAAUAAGCUGUUCAUCAGAUGUCACCACCAGUAAUUUUGAUGCCCUUUUGAUUCAAUUGCGUGAUUUAACUUGAAAAUUGUUUCAAAAAUACAACAUAUUAAACACAUUCCCUGUAAUUUAUCAAUCUCCAUGUUUUAUUUCUGUAUCAAAUGCAUAUCAAAUAUGUUAAUUGAUGCUUUAAAAAAGCUUGAUAUCAAAUUGUAUCAAAACCAUUGUAUUCUAACAAUUGAAUUAACCUGUGUUUCACCCUCCAAAAAUCAAUAUCAAUUCUGGAUAAUGAGAUUUGUAAAAACAUCAUCGUUUAAGAUGAUGAAAAAAAGGUCACCUUUGAAGACAUUAAAAUCCUUUAUCUUUCCACAAA
This is a messenger RNA of Tetranychus urticae (two-spotted spider mite), 1327 nucleotides long. The record is from RefSeq and is a predicted model, not a curated record. NCBI's taxonomy places the organism in Eukaryota, Metazoa, Arthropoda, Arachnida, Trombidiformes, Tetranychidae.